Molecule: messenger RNA, 849 nt
Organism: Lathyrus oleraceus (garden pea)
Lineage: Eukaryota; Viridiplantae; Streptophyta; Magnoliopsida; Fabales; Fabaceae
Product: two-on-two hemoglobin-3
Exons: 3
Coding region: 161-673 (170 amino acids)
Biological process (GO): oxygen transport
Molecular function (GO): oxygen carrier activity; oxygen binding; heme binding
Source: RefSeq, a predicted model, not a curated record
AAAUAAAAAAUAAAUAAAUGAUUAUUUAAUUAAUAUCAACAUGAAUAAUAAUACCCUCUCGUUUUCAAGAAGAGCGUGCAGUCCACGCAAAACUCAAAAGCUCUGUUAAAAUGAGGAAGCGGCAACGUAAUCUGCUUCAUCACACAAGUCCUAAACAGAGAUGCAGAGUUUGCAAGAGAAGGCUUCUGAGUGGAGUGGUGUUGAAACAGAUCACGCUUUUGCCAUUGAUGAUACCAAUCUGUUUCAAAAGUUAGGGCUUCAAACUUUCAUAAACCUUUCCACCAAUUUCUACAACAGAGUUUAUGAUGAUGAGGAAGAGUGGUUUCGAUCAAUAUUUGCCAAGGCUGAUAAAGAAAAAGCAAUUCAAAAUCAGUAUGAAUUUCUUGUUCAGAGGAUGGGUGGUCCUUCUCUUUAUUCUCAAAGAAGAGGACAUCCUGCUCUAAUUGGUCGGCAUCGACCAUUCCCUGUGACACAUGAAGCUGCCAAGAGAUGGUUACAUCACAUGCAACAAGCAUUAGACAACACUUCAGAUAUUGAUCAUGAUUCCAACAUCAUGUUAAUGAACUUUUUCAGACACACUGCAUAUUUUCUUGUGGCUGGAAUUGAGCAAAAGAAUCAAAGCCUUCAUCCUUGCAAGGAUGCACCCGGAAGACACCCAUGUAAAAACUUUUAGCAUUAUUCUCUUUGCAAAUGCGACAAAAAUGUCCACAUCAUAUAGUAUUGUAUAAUAAUUUAUAUACUUUUUCGAAUCUAUCAAGCAUCAAUAGUUGUUUGUUGAUGAUCAUGUAACAAAAGAAUUCAUUCAUGUUCCUGUUUUUUUUCUUCAAGUAACUUUAGCAUGUGCUUUUA